This is a messenger RNA of Saccostrea echinata, 5000 nucleotides long. RefSeq lists its product as uncharacterized. Gene Ontology annotation, cellular component: Golgi apparatus. NCBI's taxonomy places the organism in Eukaryota, Metazoa, Mollusca, Bivalvia, Ostreida, Ostreidae. The record is from RefSeq and is a predicted model, not a curated record. Gene Ontology annotation, molecular function: DNA binding; RNA binding; protein binding. The coding region runs from base 27 to 4838 and encodes 1603 amino acids. Gene Ontology annotation, biological process: DNA repair. The transcript has 44 exons.
UAAACUUAUUAAUAUCAGUUAAGAAAAUGGAAUGUUUGACUUUAGAUUUUGGUCCAUUUGAGGCUGUUCACCGCUGGAGAAGAAUGCCAGAAUGUGAUGAAUUUGUUGGUGCAAGACGAAGCAAACACACAGUGGUUGCCUACAAGGAUGCAAUAUACGUCUUUGGUGGUGAUAACGGGAAAAACAUGCUGAGUGACUUGUUGCGAUUUGAUGUGAAAGACAAGUCUUGGGGAAGAGCAUUCACGACAGGAACUCCUCCUGCCCCUCGAUACCACCAUUCUGCUGUAGUGCAUGAAGAAAGCAUGUUUGUGUUUGGUGGAUACACAGGAGAUAUCCACUCGAAUUCAAAUCUAACCAAUAAGAAUGACCUAUUCGAGUAUCGCUUUGCUAAAGGACAGUGGGUGGAGUGGAAGUAUGAAGGAAGAAAACCUGUUGCUCGAGCAGCUCAUGGUGCAGCAGUGUAUGACUGGAAGCUGUGGAUAUUUGCGGGAUACGAUGGAAACACCCGACUCAAUGACAUGUGGACAGUCCCUCUGAACGGAGAACAAAGACAAUGGCAAGAGGUUGAACAAAGAGGAAACAUUCCUCCCACCUGCUGUAACUUUGCCUUGGCAGUGGCCAGGGAUUCAAUGUUCGUAUUUUCUGGACAAAGUGGAGCCAAAAUAACAAAUCAUCUCUUCCAAUUUAAUUUUAAAGAAAAUGAAUGGACAAAAAUUUCUACAGAACACAUUCUGCGAGGUGCCCUGCCCCCUCCUGAGAAGAGGUAUGGACACACUAUGGUGGCUUUUGACAGACAUCUGUAUGUGUUUGGGGGAGCUACUGGACAAACAUUACCUAAUGAACUGCACAGCUUUGAUCUGGAUUCACAGACCUGGUCCAUCACAGAACCUGCACCUAACAGCCAGAUACCUGCUGGAAGACUUUUCCACGCUGCUGCUGUUGUGGAUGAUGCUAUGUAUGUAUUUGGUGGAACAGUGGAUAAUAUAGUCAGAAGUGGAGAGAUGUAUAGAUUUCAGUUUUCAAGAUAUCCUAAGUGUACUCUUCAUGAGGAUUUUGGGAAGCUUUUAGAAAGUCAGCAGUUUUGUGACCUACACUUUAUUGUCGGCAAGGAUGGGACGCGGGAAUGUAUAUCUGCACACAUCGCGUUAGUGGCUGCUAGGUCAUCGUGGUUAGCAGAGAAGAUACGUACCGCUAAAGAACAGCGAUACCUGGAUGAGGCGACAAGCUCCGACCCUAUACAGGUGAUUCUGCCCGAGGCAAACCCUACAGCGCUGAAACUGGUCCUCUCCUACAUAUACACAGAUAAAAUUCUACCUACUAAAGAAGGCCAAGAUUUUAAUAGUAAUGAAGUGAUACUUCUUAUGAUGGAUGUGUAUAGACUGGCACUUCAGUUCCACAUGUCCCGGUUGGAGCAGUUGUGUGUACAGUACCUUGAGACCUGUAUUGGUCUGAAGAAUGUCCUUGUAGCCUUACAGAAUGCGUCCAAGAUGAAUCUCGACUUCCUUAAAGAAUAUUGUCUGAAGUUUAUUGUGAAGGAGAGUAAUUGUAGUCAGAUAGUAAACAGUAGAGAGUUUGAGAGCUUAGAUAAGCAGCUUAUGGUAGAAAUCAUCCGAAGGAAGCUGACCCAGCAACAACACGUUAGACUGCCUGCUGAAUCACAUAACGAAGCAAUCAUUACAAAUAAUAACUCAUUGGAACACGACCUUAAUGCCUUCCUGAAGAGAGAUGGAGCAGAAUUCUGUGACAUCACCCUAAUGCUGGAUGACACACCCAUCCCUGCCCACAAAGCAAUUUUAGCAGCCAGGUGUAAUUACUUUGAAGCAAUGUUUAGAUGGAAUGACCCAGAAAAUCACACUGUCAGGAUUGCUAUUGGAGAAAUGGUUCCAUCUCGACAAGCAUUUGACAGUCUCCUGCAGUAUAUAUACUAUGGUGAUGUCACCAUGCCUCCGGAAGACUCACUGUACCUCUUCCCUGCUCCUUAUUUCUACGGAUUCACAAACAACAGAUUGCAAGCCUACUGUAAACACAACCUAGAGAAAAAUGUCUCUGUUCAAAAUGUUGUGCAGAUCUUAGAGGCUGCAGAUAAGAUUCAGGCACUGGAUAUGAAGAAACAUGCUCUGAGAUUAAUUGUACAUCAUUUUCCAAAGGUUGCCAGGCAGCCAGAAUUGGGGCGCCUAAAUAAGGAUAUGCUUCUUGAAAUCAUCGCAGCUGUGGCAGAUGAUAGACGGGAGUCAAGCUUAAGACAUGAACUCUCCUCAAACAAAACUGGGAUAGGACUAGAGGAGAGUUUGGAGAUUUUGAAAUUGGUCAGUGGAGAAUCUACCACUGGAAGUGGCAAAAACCACACGACUAAGUCAACGGUGUCAGCCCUAGAAAGGUUAAAAGAAGAACAGUCGCUACCCUCAAUCAUCACUUUCUCACAGAGCCUGGAUAAUAUGCUGGGAGGGGGGAUUCCUCUAUGUAAAAUCACAGAGUUUUGUGGUGCUCCUGGUGUUGGUAAAACACAAAUGUGCAUGCAAAUAGCAGUGGAUGUUCAAAUUCCUGAACAUUUUGGAGGGUUAGAGGGGGAGGCAGUCUACAUUGAUACAGAGGGGAGUUUUAUUGUGGAGAGACUGGUGGACAUCUCAAAAGCUACUGUAGAUCAUUGUCAGGAAAUGGCUAGACAAGAGGGACUGAAAGGAGACAAGAUGACUGUAGAUUCCGUUCUGUCUCGGGUCCAUUACUACAGAUGUCAUGAUUAUGUAGAACUUCUAGCAACAGUGCAUCUCUUACCAGAAUUUAUUAAACAACAUCCUAAAGUUAGAGUUGUACUUGUAGACAGUGUUGCCUUCCAUUUCCGACAUGAUUUUGAUGAUUUAUCUCUCAGAACAAGGCUGCUUACAGCAAUGGCUCAAAGUUUUAUCAAACUUGCUACUGAGUUUAAGAUUGCAGUAGUUUUAACUAAUCAGAUGACCACAAAGUUUAGUCCAGGAGAAGAUUCACGCCUUGUGCCAGCUCUGGGUGAGAGCUGGGGGCAUGCUAGUACAAUUCGUAUAAUCUUGUAUUGGGAGGCCCAGAAGAGAUGGGCAUGGCUCUACAAAUCCCCCAGUAAACAAGAGAGCAAAGUGCCAUACCAAAUCACAAUGGGUGGUGUUAGAGAUAUAGUCACACCCACGGCUGAUAGUAUCAUAGAACAGAAUUGUGAAGAACCGUCCUCCAAAAGACAGAAGGUUAGUGCAGAUCUAAGAUAUCAGGAGUCAAGUUUGAGGAUCUUCAUCCUUUCAAGAGAUGAGAUCCAUCUCUUUGGAUCAAAAUACAGUUAUUCUACAGCCGCUGGCGGCUAUGGUGGUUAUGGUGGUCAGUCAACAGAUGCUAGUGCUUAUGGACAGCAGCCAGGAGGAACAUAUGGACAGACGGCAACUCAAGGGUAUCAACAGCAAGGUUACACAGGUUAUGACCAAAGUGCUUAUGGACAGCAAGCUGGCCAGACUGCAGGUGCCCAGAGUGCAAGCUAUGGACAGCAGCCCGCAGCUCAGGGGUCAUAUGAUUCAUCAGGAGGAUAUGGAAGCCAGCAGCAGUAUGGACAGCAACAACAGAGUGGAUAUGGUCAGCAAGGAGCUGGACAAACUUCUCAAAACUAUGCAUCAUAUGUUCAACAAGGAGCUCAGGGUAGUCAAGGCUCUUAUGGAUCAUAUGGUCAACAAUCUGGUGUAAUGAACACUCAGCAGUCAGGUUAUCAGACCCAAUCACAAGGUGGAGCAGGGUCAUAUGGUGGACAGAGUGGGGGAUACGGACAACAAAGUGGAGGUUAUCAGGCCCAGGCAUCGGGUGGUGGGGGAUAUGGUCAGCAGAGUGGGGGUCAGGCUGGAAGCUAUGGAGGGGGACCACAGUCAGGGGGUGGUGGUUAUGGUGGAGGAAGUUACGGAUCUCAGGAUAACUACAGACAAGACCGGGGCGGGGGAUAUGGUGACCGUGGGGGCAUGAGAGGUGGUCGCGGUGGAGGAAGAGAUGGUGGGGGUGGAUAUGGUGGUGGUCGAGGAGGUUUCAACAAAUUUGGUGGAGACCGAGGCCGUGAUGACCGUGGGGGUGGCAGUAGUGGAGAUAUGAUGGUGAUGGAAGACACAAUAUUUGUAUCAGGGUUACCUGAAGAUAUUGAUGAAGACGGUCUAGUACAGCACUUUGGCAGCAUUGGUGUUAUUAAGACUGAUAAAAGAUCAGGAAAACCUAAAGUAUGGAUAUAUAAAGACAAGAACACUGGUAGACCAAAGGGAGAAGCCACAAUCACAUAUGAUGAUUCAGAGACAGCAAAGGCAGCAAUUAACUGGUUUAAUGAGAAAGACUUCAGUGGAAAUACAAUUAAGGUGGAGAUUGCCACGAGGAGAAUGAAUGCUAACUUUGGAGGUGGAAGAGGUGGCGGUGGAAGAGGAGGAUUUGGUCGAGGUGGUGGGGGCGGCGGCAGAGGUGGCCGUGGUGGAUUUGGUGGAGGUGGAGGUGGUGGUGAUGGUGGCAGAGAAGGAGACUGGACCUGUCCUAAUGAACAAUGUGGAAACAACAAUUUCUCCUGGAGGAAUAAUUGUAACAGAUGUAAUGCUCCCAGACCAGGAGGGGGUGGUGGAGAUGAUGGUGGUUUCCGUGGUGGCCGAGGAGGAAUGAGAGGAGGUAGAGGUGGUUUUGACCGUGGUGGUCGUGGAGGGGGUGGUAGAGGAGGUGGAUUCGGUGGCGGUAGAGGAGGUGGAUUUGGUGGUGACAGAGGCCGCGGUGGUGGUGGCGGAUUCCGAGGAGGCCGAGGUGGAGAUAGGGGAGGAAGAGACAGGGGAGGUGAUAUGGGCAGACAAGACAGACGACCAAAGCCAUACUAGUUCAGACUGUGACAGCUGUAUUGCAUUUUUACAUGAAACAUUGUUGUAAUAUCAUGUCCCAUUUUAUUUGCAUUGUUUUUAAGUGUUUUCAUCAUCUUUUAACCACUGGAAACUUGCUUAAAUCAUCAAGACAUUUUGUUAAUAAAUAGUGUGAUGUUUAUA